AUGACGGCAGCCGAACUUGUCUAUUCUGCAACGAGUGAUAAGCUUAAAGAAGUGGAUUGGACGAAAAAUAUUGAAAUCUGUGAACUAGUCGCUUGUGAUAGCGGGUACAUUUCUUGAGACACGUCUCUUGUACUUUCCUUUCCUGCAGUUGUUUCCAAUAUCAGUGUCCUGAUGGCUACUGCUUGCCAUCAUGUAAAUUUUCUCUAAUGCAAUAUAUCACUAAUAGUAGCAGUAAAGUUAUGGUCGCUUAACAGAAAAAACAGUAAUGAAUGAUAGAAAGGACUGCCGUUUUAUAGGUAUGUAGUGAUGUUAAUCGCUAUACAAGGUCCCAAGUGCUUUAUUUUUCCUGCAUUGUCUGAGCUGAAUGCAGGUUCCUGUAAAAGGUGUGCCAUGAAUUACUGGGAGAGAAGUGUCUUGAAGAUACCUAGUGUUCUUUUCAUACCAGCAUGUACUCUAUUGAGAUACGAAAGAACAGUCAUUGCUCUCCUUUUCCACCAAAAAAAAUGUAGAAAAGAAACGUUUAUGUACUUUUGUUUUAGCCAAAAUGACUUUCAUUCAUCAUUUUCCCAAUAUCCUUGGUCAAUAAUAUAAUUCGGUUAUGAAUACGUUUUUUCAUGUCAUCUUGAUACUACCACCCUGUAACAUAUUUCAUUUUCAUGUAAGCUCGUGUAGGGGAUUUACUUCUUCACUGUGUGCCAUGAUUGUUAAUGUAAAUAGCCGGUCACGUCCUUAUUACUGGAUUUGUAAGUCAAGUGUCUCUAGGCUGUGGAGUUGCUUUUGUUCUCUAAUGGAGAAUUCCUCAUAUGUCCGUUAUUCCAAAGGAUAAUGUCAUCUCGCAAACUACAUUUGCAUUUAGAGUCUCGAUGUUGAAGAGAUUGUUACACUUGUAUUACUACUAUAUGAAGAAAAGGAGCUUACAGAUUCUGCUUUCUAAAAUGUGUAAUAAUCAGCGGGAAAGUAUCUAAAUUGAAGCUGACCUGUAGCAAAAGGUUUCUCCUAAUUGCAGACUAAAUUCAGGUGAAUAGUGGUCAUCAUAUAUCUUCCAGUUCUUUUAGUAUGUGUUGCACUGUCAGGGAAACCUAGCGUUAGCAGACAACCAACCUCUUUCAAAUCAAUGUCAAAACCUGCUGAUGGUGCUAUGUAGCCUUGUCUUUGCUGGGCUUCCACAUGUAACAUUUUUUUCUAAAGGUAUUAGCCUAUUAAUUAAGUUCCCUGGCUAAACUCAGAGUCUCUAAAUCCCUGAUUUUAUAUGCUUAGAAUGCUCUUUUUUCCUUCAUACUUCCAUAUUACAUUCGUUCGGUUUGAUCAGCGAAACUCCAUCUAGAGUUUAGAAAGUUUGUUUUGACUUUUCUUUAUCUGCUCCUUGCUUCACAAUUGGGUAUAGAAGUAGAUAUCUUUGUUGAAGUGGAUAAUAAUUACUUAUUCUGUUUUGGAGUACCAGCCAUGCUAAGGAGGUAAUCAAAUCUAUCAAAAAGCGUCUUGGGAAAAAAGAUCCAAAUGUUCAGCUUUAUGCUGUAAUGGUAAGUUCAUGUUUUCCACUUGUAUUGAAAUAUCGUUUUUAAAUGAUUCAACCAUUCUAUAUUUUAUUAAAUGAUAGAGCUUUCGUUGACUGUGCUUUCAUUGCGAAGGGUAUUUCCUUUUAAGUGGCAUUCUUCAAGUAGGUUCAACAAGUUUCGGUAACUUACAGCCUUUGUUGUGACUCUGGGGCUUAUGUAUUGCUGAUGUUUCUACAUCACUAAUCAAUUUGACUGAUUGGUGAGAUGUGACGACCUACAUAUUUGGCAAACUUAUGUCAACUUAGCUUUUUCAAGAAAUAUAUGUGAAAAAGGAGAUCGUAUUUUCAUUCUUUGCCGUUUCAGUGGGGGCCAUCUGAAAGAUCUAAUGAUUGUAGGAUGUAUCCAUUGUUCAUGUUAUCCAUGUGAUUAGUGGAUUAUGGGCCUCUGCAGUCAGAGAAAGUCCAAACUUCGUUCACGCUUAAACAGAAGAGUGGCAGCUAAGCUGUCGUUCUUUGGAGCUAGACAUUAUGUGUAAAAUAAUGUUUAGGCGUCUCUUUUACGUUUUAGUGGAAUUUUUAUUCUAGAACAACAUGCAAUUCAGACGUUUAGCUGGCAUGAAUAUCACUCCCAUGAUCUGAUUUUCCUCAUGCUGAUGACACGUCUUAGUUCAUGAGAAGCUGGACGUUUUCUGCAAAAGUUUUCAGUGUGCAUAACAAAAACAAAGGUUGGGAUUAUUUAUUGUUCAUGCCAGAAAUUUUCAGAUAAUUUGCUUACGCUGUUUACAUUUUUUCACCAGCAGUUAGUCUUGGAAAAUUUCUGCUUAUGGGAUGCUUCUUUGGAGCCGUCAUUGUUAGUUAUUUCCCACAAUAACUUCUCAACAAUUGUUCAGUUGACUUGAUAUUUUUAAUGUUAUCAUUGAGGUUAAAGAGUACUGUUUUCGUGUGUGUGAGCUUUCACAACUAUGACUUCAGGGUGUUAUGGUUGUGAAGAGAUUCAUGAGCAUUUGGGAAUCUCUUUGGUUUAAUGUAUCGCCUGUGUGAUGUGUCUGUGGGUACUAGAUAGAUUUGAGCGUGUGCUCUACAAGUGGUUUGAACUGAUUGCUUCAUUUUUGCUUGAUUUUUGUCUAUAUAUUUUCUUUGGGUGUAUUGACCCAUAUCAAUGUUUAGUGCGCGUAAGAUAUAUAACUUGUGUCAAUUGUCCUGGGAAGAUUCUUCAUAGUGAAGUAACUUGAUUAUUUUUUCGUGGUAUAGGGUUAAAAAACUUUUGAUGAUCGUGAUGAGAGUUUCUGAUUGGUGUAUGAAAAGAGAAUGAAAAUUUGGCUCCUUUCUCUACUCCAUUUAGCGAUGAUUAUAAUGAUGGACCCUAUUGGCUGUUGUUUUUGAGUGGGAUGGCCUAAGUAUCAUAGCAGGUCCAGCAUUCGGUAUUUUUGGUUUCUUUUAUGUGCAUUUAUUUUCCUGGCUAUUUUUAUUGUUCGUGGAGAUCAUUGCAUCGUGUAAACCCAGUAUAUUUGAUUUGUCGAGGGAAUUAAAUGUUUUGAUGUUAGUGCAGCUGUUAGAGACGCUUGUGAAUAAUUUUGGAGAGCGUAUUCACAAACUGGUUAUAGAAAAUGAUCUUCUCCCCAUACUUGUAAAGAUUGUGAAGAGGAAGGUUUGUUAAGUUUCACUUAGAAACCCUGUCAUUUGUUAUUGCCUUGAAGAUUUUUUUCCCUGUACAACUUAUGCCCUGUUUUGCAGACAGAUUUUCCAGUUCGUGAGCGGAUUUUCCUCCUUUUAGAUGCUACACAAACUGCCCUGGGCGGAGCAUCUGGGAAAUUUCCUGAAUACUAUGCUGCUUAUUAUGACCUGGUGGUACGUAUGGGAUAAGCAUGCAAAAGUGUUUAUGAAAUAAGUGUUGGUACUGAAAUAGAGGCAAGGAAAUCCGUCAAUUUUAUUCGUCCUUUCAUUAGAGUCAUUGCCAUAAUUCUUUUGUACAAUCAGUUCCUUUUUUUCCUCACUGACAGUUUAGCAAUAUCAGAUUUACCCCUUCCAGAUUAAAAAUGUCAUUCUUUGCUUAAUACAAUUAGCAAUUUAAGUUUUUUAAUCCAUAUUCUCAUGUUAAAUAUGAUGUAAUGAUUAAAAAAUUGUCCUUUUCAGUCUGUUCGCGUGCAGUUUCCCCAACGCCCUAGUGCUCAUCAAAGCCCUGCUUUGACAGCCGAUACAAAUGGUUUGUUGAACCAGCAAUCUGCCAUCUCAAAUAAUGAAAGACACACGCAAAAGGGUUCUACACAGUCAUAUGGAGACUCGAGGUAUAUGGAAUUAAUAUCAUGUGUUAUUUUCCUCAUCUUUACCGUAAGCAGAACUCCCCCGCUAAUGAAAAACAGAAAUAUGGAAAGCUGAUAACAAUACCGUCAUCUUCAUAAUCUGCAGAAAGAAGAAAGCAUUUUGUGUUUUAAGAGGAACAUGGGUUUAUUAUCCGAAACAUAAUUCAGCACGUGUUACAAUCAGAUUUCUCAUCUUCAUGAACAUAAUGCGUUAUUGAAUAAAUAGAAAUUUUUAUUUAUCUUUUCUGUAUGUGAGGGUGUCUUUAGUUUGAUACAUUAGUUAAAAGGGCUCUUCAUGCAGAAAAUGUUCAUGAAAAGCUGAUCAGGUUAAGUGCUGUUAGCCUAGUUUUUUACUCAGUGAAUUGUCGGUCCCUGGUCACCAUUGCGCAUGCAUUUUAGUUAGUUUGUAGGGACGAGUGCUGUUGUCUGGGUUUCCACAUUUUACAGUGUGAUUCAAAGGAUCUGGCAUUCUAAUGGCGAAUCAAUAUUCUUUGCCUGAUGUCUUUUCCUCUCACUUGAUCUAUUGCAGUAUCAUUCACAAGGCUGCGAGUGUUUUGGAGGUUUUGCAGGAAGUAUUAAAUGCUUUGGAUCCUAAAAAUCCCGAGGUAUGAUUUAGACAUUAGAGUGCAGAUUUUUCAAGUGUAGGUAACUACAGAAAAUAUUUCGUGUGAUACAUAAGAGAGCAAUGAUCCUAGCAUUCAAGUUAUUGGGCUCUUAACAUCAAUUUUACCAGAUAAGGCACCUACGAAAAAUUUCACUCUCUACUGCACCUUUGAGAUGUGACUGGGGAACGAAGGGGAGAAGGCAGAAAGAAAAGUAAAUGACGGAAUUGGGGAAAAAAGGAAAGAUAAAUGAGAGUUAAAUUGUAUUUUUCUUUAACAUCUUCCCUCAAACUAUAUUAACUUCGUAUUCCACUACCAUCACCAUUCUUUGAAUUUCACCUCGUCGGAACUGUGGGUCUGGUCAGUUCACUUGGGUCAACUUGCUUUGACUUGAUCAAUAAUCGUGUGUGCAGGGAGCAAGUGAUGAAUUCACCUUGGAUCUUGUCGAACAAUGCUCUUUCCAGAAGCAACGUGUCAUGCAUCUUGUAAUGACUUCACGGUAAUUCUCAUCUGCUUUCUUUCUUAUUCUGUCGUUACAUCAUUAGCUCAGUUUCCUUAAGGAGAUCACACUGUUCCUAUGACCUUCUAGAUUACUCUAGCUUGUUUUUUAUCCUUCAAAAUGAAACCAGUACCUUACUUUUGUCUGAAAUUUGCAUUCGCAAGUUGGUGCCAAUUUGAUUAGACAGCAAGUGCGUGAUUUCACACACAUCAGCAUACACUUACUUUGAGGUUGUACUUUGUCUAUAAUCCUAAAAUAGUGGUGCCAUGGAUGAUGAAGGUGAUUUUGUCAGGCAUAUUGGUUGGCAAUUCGCGGAAUAUUUACAAGCUGUUAGUCUCACAAACUUGUUUUUACGGUAGUGGUAAAAAAGACUGGCCUUCCCCUUGUUUUGAUAGCAAGUUAAACCAUCGAACUUUCAGCAGUUUUCCUGGUCUACACGUACCAGAGGCAUGCUUUCAUAUCUUGCUUUCUAGUGUUGAGUGAUUGUAAAAGAUCUUGUUAUCGAAAAGGGUGUUGUUCAUUCCACUAAUGCUCCUACCAGAUUUAAACGGAAUGUUCUGCUUUCUUCAGGGAUGAGAAGUUGGUGUCCCGAGCCAUUGACCUUAAUGAGCAGCUGCAAAAGGUGCUGACUAAACAUGAUGCACUUCUCUCCGGAGGUGUUACCUCCUCCGUGAGUUCUUUUGAUCAUGAGCAAGUAGUAGAAGAAGAAGAAGAAGAUGCAGAUUGUCUUCUUCGCAGGUCGGUUAUCAGUCUGUUUUAUGCCCAAAUCACUUAAUAAGAUUAUUGAUCGCAGUGAUCUUUAUAUGUAAAAGUUCGAUGGAACAUGGUUUCUCGAUCAGAAUGUAAUAUACAUAUUUAUAUGUAUUACAUUACUUACAUAUAAUAUUAUUCUUAUUGUGCAUCUAUGGGCACAUACUAAAAAUGAUGCCCACGUUGUGAUAUAAUGUGGAUCCAAGGAACAUUGAUCGAAAGAACUGGUUUAAAUCGAAUUACAUGUAUGCCAUAUAUCGAAUUACAGUGUAUAUGGGAGUAGAAAUCACAAAUACAUCAUGAAUUAUUUUGCAUUUUAUUAUCCCCUUGUUAUUUGGUUACAGAUUGCGGAAAGGGAAAGCUUGUGCAAAUGACCAUUCAGAGACUUUCUCCGGCUCAUUUGGCUCCGCUCGUGGAGAAAGACUAGGCAGGCCUGUUUCACGGGCACUUUGCAUAGAACCAUUGGAUUCAAAUGGUUCGACGCCUUCGGUUCCAAUUCCCCCACCCCCAUCCAGGUCUGCAGAGAGGGAGAAGUACUUCAAGGAGAAGAAAGUGGGGGAUGGUCCAACCUUGGCUGGACACAUGCGGGGCCUCUCCCUGCACAGCAGCAGCAACGACAGCAGCUCUUGUGGAGGCAGCGUGGACCUAACUGAGCAAGGCCAUCUUGGUGUGACUGACGGCAACCGACCAUGA
Messenger RNA from Spirodela intermedia, 6339 nucleotides. Lineage: Eukaryota; Viridiplantae; Streptophyta; Magnoliopsida; Alismatales; Araceae. The record is from the annotation of a GenBank genome assembly.